This is a messenger RNA of Talpa occidentalis (Iberian mole), 1286 nucleotides long. It is a transcript of the gene PLPP4, whose product is annotated as phospholipid phosphatase 4. The record is from RefSeq and is a predicted model, not a curated record. Gene Ontology annotation, molecular function: phosphatidate phosphatase activity. Gene Ontology annotation, biological process: phospholipid metabolic process. Lineage: Eukaryota; Metazoa; Chordata; Mammalia; Eulipotyphla; Talpidae. The transcript has 7 exons. Bases 146 to 961 code for a protein of 271 amino acids.
GCCCUCCCCCCGCCGCGCGCCCCCCGCCGGCGCCCGCCCGCCUCCCGCCCCCGCCCGCGGCCUGGCGCGCGCCGCCCUCGCCGCCCGGGUCCGCGCGCCGGAGCCGGGAGCACCAGCCGCCGCCGCGGAGCCGCCCGGCCGCACCAUGCGCGAGCUGGCCCUCGAGAUCGGGGUCCGAGCCCUGCUCUUCGGGGUCUUCGUUUUUACAGAGUUUUUGGAUCCGUUCCAGAGAGUCAUCCAGCCGGAAGAGAUCUGGCUCUAUAAAAACCCUCUGGUGCAGUCAGACAACAUCCCCACCCGCCUCAUGUUUGCAAUUUCUUUCCUCACACCCCUGGCUGUUAUUUGUGUGGUGAAAAUUAUCCGGCGAACAGACAAGACUGAAAUUAAGGAAGCCUUCUUAGCGGUGUCCUUGGCUCUUGCUUUGAAUGGAGUCUGCACAAACACUAUUAAGUUAAUAGUGGGAAGACCUCGCCCCGAUUUCUUUUACCGCUGCUUUCCAGAUGGAGUGAUGAACUCGGAAAUGCACUGCACUGGUGACCCGGAUCUGGUGUCCGAGGGCCGCAAAAGCUUCCCCAGCAUCCAUUCCUCCUUUGCCUUUUCAGGCCUUGGCUUCACAACGUUCUACUUGGCUGGCAAGCUGCACUGCUUCACGGAGAGCGGGAGGGGGAAGAGCUGGAGGCUCUGUGCCGCCAUCUUGCCCCUGUACUGUGCCAUGAUGAUCGCACUGUCCCGCAUGUGUGACUACAAGCAUCACUGGCAAGAUUCUUUUGUUGGCGGAGUCAUCGGCCUCAUGUUUGCCUACGUUUGCUACCGACAGCACUACCCUCCCUUGGCCAACACAGCUUGUCACAAACCCUACGUGAGCCUCCGGGUCCCGACCUCCAUGAAGAAAGAGGAGAGGCCCAUGGCCGACAGUGCGCCCAGCCUGCCUCUGGAGGGCGUCACCGAGGGCCCUGUAUGACUCUUUGGGGAGGAGGGACAUUAGACCCAGGUGCUUCUAACCUGCCAUCUUAACAGCAGAGAAGAGGCUUCUCUGGCGAGUUUCUCAUCAGUCUUUUCUCAAAGUUAUCCUGCUCCCAUUCUGCUGAUGAUGUUCCUGCUACUUAAGUGUCUGCAUCCGACUUUCUUGACUUUGCAAAGGAAGGACCCAGGAACAAUCUCCGAGGGGCGCGUGGAAGGAGGCUGCCAGGGCGGGGUGGGUGCAGCGUGCAGGGCGGUCGACUCCUGUCUCUGAAAUGUUUGCUGUCACAGCCACCUUCCUAUGUCUUCAUGGUUGUAAAACAUAA